Messenger RNA from Lasiosphaeria miniovina, 549 nucleotides. RefSeq lists its product as uncharacterized. The record is from RefSeq and is a predicted model, not a curated record. Bases 1 to 549 code for a protein of 182 amino acids. The transcript is spliced from 2 exons. Lineage: Eukaryota; Fungi; Ascomycota; Sordariomycetes; Sordariales; Lasiosphaeriaceae.
AUGCUGUUGGUUGUUCUCGCCGCCCCCCUCUUGUGCAACCUCUGCCUGGCAGUGGACCUAGUCUUCCACCAGGGCGGCCAAUGCGGCCCUAGCCGUUACUGGGCUGGCUGCAUUGACCUUCCAAUGGACACGUGCUGCCUGAUCUAUAGCACCUGGUGCGGCGUCAUGGAGUGUAUCGGCUGUAACCGCGGCAACUACCUGUACACGUAUAUCGGAGAAGACAGCUGCGAAAACGAUCCCCACCAGCGGUGUGUCCAGCCCGGCGCCGACGGGCCCAGUCUUCUGUGCUGCCUAGACUUUGCCGGAAACGAAUUGUGCGGCGGAUCGUGGGCGUCCGUCGCGCCCGGCGCAGCCACCGAUCGCGCCAAGCCCCAGAACAACUGCACCAAGUCUGUUGAGCCCAACAAGAUUUCGUACGUCGACCUUGACGGAGUGCGCCGCGACAUCUUCCUGCCCAAGGGUUCCUUCCCACGAGCCACCGAGUUGGUUGUUUCGAAAGACUUUGUUGCGCUAGCUGUCGAGUUUCCCGUUUGGGGUGAGUUUUCUUAA